Messenger RNA from Manduca sexta (tobacco hornworm), 1052 nucleotides. RefSeq names its product 5-hydroxytryptamine receptor 2C. The coding region runs from base 153 to 1052 and encodes 299 amino acids. The transcript is spliced from 6 exons. Gene Ontology annotation, cellular component: dendrite; membrane. Gene Ontology annotation, molecular function: neurotransmitter receptor activity; G protein-coupled serotonin receptor activity. The record is from RefSeq and is a predicted model, not a curated record. Gene Ontology annotation, biological process: chemical synaptic transmission; G protein-coupled receptor signaling pathway, coupled to cyclic nucleotide second messenger. NCBI's taxonomy places the organism in Eukaryota, Metazoa, Arthropoda, Insecta, Lepidoptera, Sphingidae.
AAGGCUAGGAGGAAUUUUGUUCAAUAAUUAUUUGUUUUUGUUUCAGAUCAACUUUGAUAUAUCAAAAAUUAAAAUGGACGUAACAACUGCAUACACAUACGAAAUAAGAUGAACGCACAAAGAAACAUGAAAGAAAAAAGAAAUACCUAACAAUGCAUGAGACGGAGUUCUUGUAUUCAACCGACAAUGUCCCGGAGAUCGCUUACAUACAGCUCAAUUAUACAAUAGAUUUCAAUGAGACGACACAGAACAGCACGGUGUCGACAGAAGAGGGUGGAGUUAACAACUGGUGGGCGCUUGUUGCUCUGAUGCUGGUGGUUGGCACAGCAGCUGGAAACGUACUUGUCUGUCUGGCGAUAUAUUUGGAGCGACGGUUGCAAAAUGUGACGAAUUACUUCCUGAUGUCAUUGGCUAUUACUGAUCUCCUUGUUGCUAUCCUGGUGAUGCCGCUGGGGAUUCUGACUUUGGUUAGAGGUUACUUCCCUUUACCCGCAGCGUAUUGCCUCACCUGGAUUUGUCUGGACGUCCUACUCUGUACAGCAUCAAUCAUGCAUCUCUGCACUAUCAGUGUGGAUAGAUACCUCUCGCUACGCUACCCGAUGAGGUUUGGCAGAAACAAAACAAGAAAACGAGUGACCGUGAAGAUUGCUUUCGUGUGGAUACUGUCUAGCGCCAUGAGUCUACCUUUAAGUCUCAAAUAUUCGAAGAACGCAGAAUCCGUUCUGGUCGGGGGCUCUUGCCAAGUCCCAGACCCGCUGUACAAGGCAAUCGGUUCCAUCAUCUCUUUCUACAUACCUCUUGGAGUGAUGCUGCUGACGUACGCUCUGACGGUGCAGCUCCUGGCGAGGCAGAGGAAGGGUCUCGGCGCCGGCUGGGCACCAGGGUGGCUUGGUGCGCCUGCCAUCGGUAGCUGUAGGAUUGUCGUCGAUGUACUUGGAAGAGGUUUCUCGGUCCAAGGACUGGUACUCCUCAGCAUUCCGCAGCAUCUACAGAGACCGAGCUGCCUCCAAUCGACACCAGAGACCUUUGGCUCCAAGACUCAAGGUACCUGA